GUGGUGCCAUGUAGAGUUCCCUGUCUCCUCUCGGUUCCUCUGCUUUCUCCCGCACACUUGACGCAUCGUGCGUCGCUGCGUCGCCGGCAGAGGAGGCGUUUGCGCAUCGCACCACCACCGCUGCUGCUGCUGCUCAGGAGGAACCGGCUGUCCUGCACUGAAAGCCGGGGACAGACAACCGUCACGCUCCCUUCAUCGCCCCACUGUCCCCUCGGAGCCAUCCCUGCAGCUCAAGCAUUUCGCUUCUAGAGAUUUUACUCAGCGGCGUCACGAUGAUCAAGAACGGACAUCACCGCCACCAAGUGACCGCAGCUGCAGCGGCAGCACCCGGGAAAGACGCAGGGACCAACCCCGGAGCUGCAGCGUGCAGUCCCGAGAAGAGGAGGCGAAGAAUUCGGGUGUGGUGCGAUGGUUGCUAUGACAUGGUGCAUUAUGGCCACUCCAAUCAGCUUCGGCAGGCCAAGGCCAUGGGAGAUUACCUCAUCGUGGGAGUUCACACAGACAGUGAGAUCGCAAAGCACAAGGGUCCGCCAGUCUUCACCCAGGCAGAAAGAUACAAGAUGGUGCGGGCCAUUAAAUGGGUGGAUGAGGUCGUGCAAGGAGCGCCUUACGUCACCACCCUCGAGACCCUCGACAAGUACAACUGUGACUUCUGUGUGCACGGAGAUGAUAUAACUCUAACAGUGGAUGGUAAGGAUACGUAUGAAGAGGUGAAGAAGUCAGGACGCUACAGGGAGUGUAAGAGAACCCAGGGAGUUUCCACUACAGAUCUGGUCGGCAGGAUGCUGCUGAUGACCAAAGCACACCACAGCAACAUUGAUAGUUCAGACUAUCAGCAGCACACGGACAACUUUGGAAAGGGGUCGCAUGCUCAGAGGGGCCACAGUCCCUGGACGGGGGUGUCUCAGUUCCUGCAGACGUCCCAGAAGAUCAUCCAGUUUGCCUCAGGCCAGGAGCCUCAGCCUGGGGACACCAUCAUCUAUGUGGCCGGAGCCUUUGACCUCUUCCACAUUGGCCACGUAGAUUGUCUUGAAGCUGUGCAUAAGCUGGCAGAGAAGCCCUACAUCAUAGUGGGGUUGCACUUCGAUCAGGAGGUGAACCGUUACAAAGGGAAAAACUACCCCAUCAUGAAUGUCCACGAGAGAACGCUGAGCGUCCUGGCUUGUCGAUAUGUGUCAGAGGUGGUGAUUGGUGCACCCUUUGCAGUCACAAAAGAUUUGCUGGAACAUUUCAAGGUGGAUCUCGUUUGCCACGGAAAGACAGAAAUAUACCCUGACAAAGAUGGAUCUGACCCUUAUGCUGAGCCCAGGAGGAUAGGAAUCCUGCGCACGGUCGACAGUGGGAACAUCCUCACUACAGAUGCCAUCGUGCAGAGGAUAAUCAAAAACAGGUUGCUGUUUGAAGCGAGGAACCAGAAGAAGGAGGCCAAAGAAAUCGCUGUGAUCCAGGCCAUGAAGCGGAAAGAGGAGGAGAAGACCAAAGAAAGUGCCCAGGCUGUGGUGUAGGGGAGCCCCCCCCCCCCCACCCCCUUAAAAAAAGGCAUAGACAUAUUAAGUGUCACUACAACCCUGACAAGUUCAACGAAUCUGUUAUAAAUUCCAAACCCGACCGGGGCUCAGAGCAGCAGCCUGUUUGAGGCUGGAGUGGCUGCUGUCUGGGCUCAUCAGGUAUACCAUGUGUGUUUGUGUAUAUUAAUAUCACUUCAUAUGCAACUAAAUGUUCACGUCAGUCAGUCACACACAGAAUUAUGGAACUGCUGAAGUUUGGACAAUACAAAGAAACGUUAGAAAAAGGAAGAUAUCACCAUGUCUUCAAGUGUCUAUUCUAUGUUUCGGGUGGAAAUUUUAAACUCAUGUACCGGUUAUAUUUUUUGAUUUAAAAAAAGAAGGCAUAUUAUACUAUGUAUUUUGGCGUCUUGAAAGCAAGUGCAGGGUUCUGGGAUGCUGGUCAGGCAUUGAGCUAUAGCAAGAAGGAGAGAUUUCACUCGUUGGUUCCAAACAACGGGCUCAGGCCCAAAACUGAUUUAUCGUUGUAUAUACUGUAUGUACUGUACGUAUGUAUUAUAAAGUGAUUGCAGGUGGUCUGGAGGAUGAUGAAACCACUAAAGCAUCAGAAAGUGAGAGGGUCGAGGAAUCUCUUCUGGGAACUCAUGUAUAUAACAGACCCGGCUCCAGACUGCACUGGUCUCUCAUAAACCACAUGAAAUGGUUGAAUUUAGUUUGAAGAGCAGGUUUGUAACAAAAAAAAAAAGCACAGUGUUGAGACCUGCACGCCUUGCCUUUUGAGUGCACCUGUUAUUUCUCUUUUCUUUUCUUUUUUUAAACCAACACUUUAUUCUAAUAUAGAAAAAGGUACAGUCUGAUUUUAACCUUUAGAUUUAAUUACAGAACUAUGACGUAAAAUAAACCACUUCCUGUCACUUCUGGAGCCCUGAACAACUCAUCCUGUCUCUAUAUCAAACAGGAUUAAAUAAUAUAUUUUUUUGUAGAUGUAUAUUUUACUCACCUCCUCCUCAUUAACCGAUGUAUAGAUUCACAUUGUUUAAAAAAGCAAAGUCAUAUAUCUGUGUGUCAAGUUGGAAUGUAAUUCAAUGUCAGCUAUAAUAAAUGUUAUUGACAACU
This is a messenger RNA of Platichthys flesus (European flounder), 2621 nucleotides long. Its product is annotated as ethanolamine-phosphate cytidylyltransferase-like. The transcript is spliced from 13 exons. Gene Ontology annotation, molecular function: ethanolamine-phosphate cytidylyltransferase activity. NCBI's taxonomy places the organism in Eukaryota, Metazoa, Chordata, Actinopteri, Pleuronectiformes, Pleuronectidae. Gene Ontology annotation, cellular component: cytoplasm. Bases 273 to 1505 code for a protein of 410 amino acids. The record is from RefSeq and is a predicted model, not a curated record. Gene Ontology annotation, biological process: phosphatidylethanolamine biosynthetic process.